AUGCGCUGCUGUCGGCUGCCGCUGCUGCUACUGUUCUUCUUUUGGGCUAUGCCGCCCGUACCCGGUGGGCGCCACUACCCGCAUAGCGCCGUGUUGGACGGCUCGUCCCGCUACCGGCUCUCGUGGGCUCACCAGGGCGACACCAUCGCCUUCCGCCUGGAGGUGCGCACUAGGGGCUACGUGGGCUUCGGCUUCUCCUCCACAGGAGCUAUGACUUCGGCGGAUAUGGUGGUGGGCGGCCUCGACCGUGGCAAGCCCUAUUUGCAGGAUUGCUUCACAAAUGCAGACAGAAUACUGAAAAAAGAUUCUCAGCAGGAUUACCAUCUGGAGUAUGCUAUGGAAAAUAAUACUCACACAAUACUAGCUUUCAGUCGGCAGCUUCACACUUGUGACCCAAAUGACAAGAGCCUAACGGAAAGCACAGUACGAGUAAUAUGGGCCUAUCAUGAGAGAGACUUUAAAUAUGGAGGUCAAAACUACCAUGGUUCUAAUCGGGGAACGAAGAGUCUUCGUUUAUUGAAUCCCGAGAAGAAUGCUGUAAUCCCGCCCUCCCUGCCAUAUUUUGACUUGGCAAACCAAAACGUGGCUAUACCAGAACAGGACACGACCUAUUGGUGUCAAAUGUUUAAGAUACCUAUCCUGCAUGAAAAGCAUCAUGUGAUAAAGGUUGAACCACUCAUUCAGGAGGGUCAUGAGAGUAUAGUGCACCAUAUGCUUCUCUAUCAGUGUAGUAGCAGUCUAAACGACAGUGUUCUGGAUUAUGGCCAUGAGUGCUAUCACCCAAACAUGCCAGAUUCAUUUCUCACCUGUCAAACAGUCAUAUUUGCUUGGGCUAUUGGAGGAGAGGGUUUUAUCUACCCUCCUCAUGUUGGCUUAUCCAUUGGAACAGCUUUAGACCCUCAAUAUGUACUCAUGGAAGUCCAUUAUGAUAACCCUUCAUAUUUGGAAGGGAUGAUCGAUAAUUCUGGACUAAGGCUAUUUUAUACUGCAAAUUUAAGGAGAUACGAUGCUGGAGUUAUUGAAGCAGGGCUUUGGGUCAGCCUCUUCCAUAACGUCCCACCGGGCAUGCCUGAAUUCGUGUCGGAGGGCCACUGCACACUGGAGUGUCUAGAAGAAGCUCUUGAUGCUGAGAAGCCAACCGGAAUCCAUGUUUUUGCUGUUCUUCUCCAUGCACAUCUUGCUGGCAGAGCAUUAAGGAUGCGCCAUUUCCGCAAAGGCAGUGAACUACAACUGCUGGCUUAUGAUGAUGAAUUUGACUUUAACUUCCAGGAGUUUCAGUACUUGAAAGAAGAAAGGACCAUCUUGCCUGGAGAUAAUUUAGUCACUGAAUGCCACUACAGCACCCUCAAUCGAUCGGAUAUGACCUGGGGUGGUUUUAGCACCAGAAAUGAAAUGUGCCUAUCCUAUCUCGUGUAUUAUCCAAAAAUAAACCUUACUCGGUGUGAAAGUAUUCCUGACUUAAUGGAGCAACUCCAGUUCAUUGGUGUUAAACAAAUUUACAGACCAGUGAGAACCUGGCCAUUCAUUAUCAAGAGUCCAAAACAAUACAAAAAUCUGUCUUUCGUUGAUGCAAUGAACAAAUUCAAAUGGUCCAGAGAACAAGGUCACUCCUAUAAUGACUAUGUUCUUAAGUUACCAUUAAAUGUAAGGUGUACCAAGACAGAAAAUGCAGAGUGGACUAUUCAUGGAAUGAUGGCUUUACCACCUGAAAUUGAAAGACCUUAUACUGCAGAACCAAUUAUAUGUAGCUCAUCUUCCCGAUUAAAUGCCAAUUUAUUUUUAACUGUGUUGAUUGUAGUGCAUAUCUCAGCCAUUGCUUCAAGGAAUCACGAACCUUUUGUACAAUUGUAG
Thamnophis elegans (Western terrestrial garter snake) is the source of this 1851-nucleotide messenger RNA. RefSeq names its product monooxygenase DBH like 1 (gene MOXD1). Bases 1 to 1851 code for a protein of 616 amino acids. Gene Ontology annotation, cellular component: secretory granule membrane. Gene Ontology annotation, biological process: dopamine catabolic process; octopamine biosynthetic process; norepinephrine biosynthetic process. NCBI's taxonomy places the organism in Eukaryota, Metazoa, Chordata, Lepidosauria, Squamata, Natricidae. Gene Ontology annotation, molecular function: copper ion binding; dopamine beta-monooxygenase activity. The transcript has 12 exons. The record is from RefSeq and is a predicted model, not a curated record.